Molecule: messenger RNA, 677 nt
Organism: Colius striatus (speckled mousebird)
Lineage: Eukaryota; Metazoa; Chordata; Aves; Coliiformes; Coliidae
Gene: MRPS14
Product: mitochondrial ribosomal protein S14
Exons: 3
Coding region: 26-412 (128 amino acids)
Biological process (GO): translation
Cellular component (GO): mitochondrial small ribosomal subunit; ribosome
Molecular function (GO): structural constituent of ribosome
Source: RefSeq, a predicted model, not a curated record
GGCCGCGCCGAGGCGCAGAGGCAAGAUGUCGGCGUCCCUGCUGGCCUGGGCGGUGCGGGCCGCUCGGCAGGUUCUGCCCUCACCCUGCACAAGGCAGGUGCGGAGCUACUAUGUGGACUGGAGGAUGCUGAGGGAUGUCAAGAGAAGAAAGUUGGCAUAUGAGUAUGCAGACGAGAGGCUGCGGAUCAACGCCAUCCGGAAGAACUCUCUCCUUCCCAAGGAGCUGCAGGAAGUGGCUGAUAAAGAGAUUGCCAGCUUGCCCCGGGACAGCUGCCCUGUGAGGAUCCGCAAUCGCUGCAUCCUGACGUCCCGCCCUCGAGGGGUGAAGCGGCGCUGGCGGCUCAGCAGGAUCGUCUUCCGCCACUUCGCUGACCAUGCUCAGAUGUCUGGGAUCCAAAGGGCCAUGUGGUAGAUGGCCACGUGGAUAUACAUUCAGGCAGAAAAACAAAACUUGUGUGUUUGAGUAAUUAAAGCUGUCUAGGAGUCCAGCAGCAGUAUCAGACUCAUAAGGGAAGGAUGAGGAACCACACAACUUGCUUACUGGAUUGUGAGUGCACUAAACUGCUCUGUGUGAAAGAAGUUCUGUUUUGAGGGGAAAAAAAAGUUACUACUUGAUGGUUGCAGAACUGAGCUUUGUGAUGUGGGCAACAUUAUAAAUAAAGACAUACAGCACAAGG